AUGGCUUCCUUUCUACCUACGGAAAUCCUUCUCAAAAUCUUCUCUUAUCUACCUGAGCAGUCAGCGAUAGACCUAGCUACUGUAUCAGAUCUUCCAAAUUCCCAAUCCUUUUCAAGUUCGCCGUUGCCAUUACCUAUACAGCGUCAUUUGUCUCGCUUAACGGACUUGUUUUCUUGCAUGCUGGUAAAUCACUACUGGUGUCAGAGCGUAGUCACUUUUAUCUGGAGAGCACCAUUCCAUGGAUUGUCGCUUCCAACGGAUACGCUAUUAGCUAGGCAGAUCGUUGGGGUUUAUAUGAGUUGUCUGGACGAAGAAGAUCGAAACACCAUUUCGCAGUUUGGCCUAGUUUUGCCGAAGAGUAAAGCGCUAUUCAAGUAUUGCACAUUUCUAAAAGAGUUGGAUUACUGCGCUAUGGUUUUGGGAAUCAAAUCAUGGAUGGAGCAUGCGUCAAGGCUGUAUAGAAGGAAAGCAGCGCAGAACCGUUGGUUCAAGGAUGACGAUAACAAUGACGAUGAGGAUGGAGAUAUGGUUGCACAGCUUACCUACACCAUGUCAUCGUUAGCGCUGUCUCGAUCAAACGCCAACCAUUCGAUUGUUAUAGGCGCGUUAUUGCGUACGUUCAUUAAACAAAAAGUUAGGAUCAUAAAUUUGAUUAUUAGAUCGAGGGAAACAGAAGACUGGGACGAUGGUGGUACAUAUGCUAUCUUGUUAGCUGAGAGUCAUAGGGAGUUUCUUGCACCUUUGAGGGAGUUGAGAAUUUUAUAUAAUGGAUUUGUAAACGCUUCGCGCGAAAAAUUAUUUACUGGAUUGUCGACAGCUUGUAAAAAUCUGAAACAUAUUCGCAUAAAUAUAGGAUGUCCAGGAGGAAGCGAGUAUACUCGUGCUAAGGAAGCAAAAUGCGUAACUGACUUGAUUAGAUCGCAAAAUGCCCUUAAUUCUUUCUAUCUUGGUGAAUGCCCGCCGAAACUUGUAUCUGUAAUAGAACCCGCUCUUUCAUCUCAAUCAGAGAGUCUUAUAUAUGUAGUGUUUGCGAACGUUGAUUUUGCAGGGUCUUCGUUGACGGCACUUGCUACUUGUCUUGAAUUGAAAAUGCUAAAAAUCAUGUAUUGUAAAAAUGCGUCGACGAAAGUGUUUGGACCGGUGAUGAAGGCGGAUUUUCAUAAAUUACGAGAUGUACGGAUAAUCGGAUGGGCUGAGCCAAAGUUACAAUAUUGGGCAACUUCUGUGUCGAAUAAGGGGAGUAUACUCUAUGGUAAAGCGAGCUGA
Messenger RNA from Paraglomus occultum, 1266 nucleotides. The record is from the annotation of a GenBank genome assembly. Lineage: Eukaryota; Fungi; Glomeromycota; Glomeromycetes; Paraglomerales; Paraglomeraceae.